AUGUUCCGCCGCGGUCUCUCCUCGCUGACCGCCAAGCCGUCUUGGGUGCGUCCAGGCUCAUACGAUUAUCUUCGUGAAGUACUCGAGAGUCAUGUAUAUGAUGUGGCUAUCCAGACGCCACUGCAGCUUGCACCGGCGCUAACACAGUCGCUACCAGGCAACUGCCGUCUCUUUCUAAAGCGCGAGGACAUGCAACCAACAUUCUCAUUCAGCGUACGUGGUGCUUACAACAAGAUUGCCAACUUGACGCCGGCCCAGCGAAAAAAGGGCAUCGUGGCUUGCGCAGCUGGUAAUCACUUGGAAGGCGUGGCUUACGCUGCUGCUAAGCUAGAUGUGGACGCUAUUGUCAUCUCGCCUGUUGGAACGACGCAAAACGUGUCUUACUUUACUAAGAACAAGAUUACGAUCGUCGAAUACGGUGCAGAUUUUGAUGCAUCACUGAAAGAAGCGUUUCGAGUUGCGCAAACUGAGGGUCGAUCUCUUGUCCACCCGUUCGACGACCCGCUUGUGAUCGCUGGCAAUGGCACAAUUGGUAUGGAGAUCCUGAAAGAGACGGCUGGAGAUCGCCCUACAGCGAUAUUUGCCCCUGUUGGAGGUGGUGGAUUGAUUGCUGGCCUUGCCGCUUACGUGAAAGAGGUGGCGCCCGAUGUCAAAAUUAUCGGCGUGGAGGCUGAAAGUGCCAAUCUUUUAGAGAUAUCGCUGCAGCAGGGCUUGCCUGUAGCUUUCUCGAGCGUUAACCGCUUUACAGAUGAAGUGGGCAUCAAGAGCAUUGGAACGGAGAACUUCCGGCUGUGCAAAGAUCUGGUGGACGAAGUCAUUACCGUAUCGACUGACGAGAUAUGCUCUGCGAUCAAGGAUGUGUUUGGCGACACGCGCUCGCUCAUGGAGCCCACCGGUGCAAUCAGUGUUGCUGGUGCGAAAAAGUACGCUCAAGUAAAGAACGCCCAGAAUGAAAAGUACGUGGCAGUGCUCGCUGCUGCAAAUAUGGACUUUGACCGAUUGCGCUUCGUUUCGGAGCGUUCGGAUGAUCGCGAGCGUUUCUUGGCCGUCAAAAUUCCUGAGCAGAUUGGUAGUUUCCAGGAUCUCUACAACGUCAUCUUCCCUCACAACGUGACCGAGUUCUCGUACCGCAUGGACUCCGAAGGUGAUAACGAAGCACGCAUCUGCAUGAGCAUCCAGACAAAGACGCAGGACGAGUUUAUAAACGUCGUGAAGGCAAUCAACGGGCGCGGCGACAUGCAUGCCAUUGACUUGGCCUCAAAUGAGUUAGCCAAGUCGCACCUGCGCCAUCUAGCUGGCGGUCGUCCAAAAAACGUCCCAAACGAACGUCUGUUUCGAUUGGAGUUUCCAGAGCGUCCCGGUGCGCUCAAAGACUUCCUUGAAGCUCUCAGUCAAUCCUCUCGUCAAUGGAACGUAAGUCUGUUUCACUACCGCAAUCAUGGCGCAGAUAUCGGCCGUGUACUCGUCGGAUUCCAAGUGCCACCAAAGGAUAAUGCGACCUUCGACGCGUUUCUUGGCCAAGUUGGCUUCCGUUGCGAAGAGGAGACUGACAACCCAGCGUCCAUGUACUUCCUGCACUAG
Messenger RNA from Peronospora farinosa, 1581 nucleotides. Lineage: Eukaryota; Oomycota; Peronosporomycetes; Peronosporales; Peronosporaceae. The record is from the annotation of a GenBank genome assembly.